GGCAAGAAUGUUAAGAAAAUAUGCUCAUGUUAUGGCUGCUUCGAAUAAUAAUGCUCCUCCUCAACCUUUAAAUCGAGGAAGAUAUGUGCAUCCACGUCACGGCAAUAAAUUUGGAAAUUAUUUAAACAAAAAUUCACAUCAAAGAAAUCCUCAAGGAUUGGGGGAACCACAAGGGUUGGAUGACUAUUUUGAUGAAGAUUUUGUGGAAGAAAAUAAUGGGAGGGAAGAGGAGGAAGAAGAAGAAUAUCAAGAUUUUAGGGGAUCUGAUUCUGGAAAAGGAGAAGAGAAAAAUGAUGUAAAAGAAGAGAAAUAUAUACAAGAAAAUGUUGAAAUUACUUUAAAAAAAGCAAGGCCAAAAGAAUUUAUUCUACCUAAAAGCAAAACAAACCAAAUAACAACAGAAAAGAUUAAAGAUGAACAACCUAUUGUUGAUAUUUCUUUCACCAAAAAUAACUCCGUAAAUCAAGAUUUUAGCCGGUGCGCUAAUUAA
Molecule: messenger RNA, 490 nt
Organism: Meloidogyne enterolobii
Lineage: Eukaryota; Metazoa; Nematoda; Chromadorea; Rhabditida; Meloidogynidae
Source: the annotation of a GenBank genome assembly